Messenger RNA from Anopheles maculipalpis, 1034 nucleotides. RefSeq names its product glyoxylate reductase/hydroxypyruvate reductase-like. Gene Ontology annotation, cellular component: cytosol. The annotation marks the transcript as partial. Gene Ontology annotation, molecular function: hydroxypyruvate reductase (NADH) activity; glyoxylate reductase (NADPH) activity; hydroxypyruvate reductase [NAD(P)H] activity. The transcript has 3 exons. NCBI's taxonomy places the organism in Eukaryota, Metazoa, Arthropoda, Insecta, Diptera, Culicidae. The record is from RefSeq and is a predicted model, not a curated record.
AUUGUGUUUUUGUCUAAUUUUCAUAGUGGACAAACAUCCCCAACGAUGGUGAAUCAGGGAAAUCGCCCCGUUGUACUGGUAACGAACAAGGAAACACCGGAAAAAGGCAUCAACAAACUGAAGCUAAAAUGUGAUGUGAUCUUUCCCAGCAGUCAUCCGGCUACCAGAGACGAAAUACUAGAACUUGCCGGUCAAGUCGAUGGAAUUCUUUGGGUCGGUCAUAUGCUGCUGAAUGGCGAGGUUCUGGAUCGGGGUGGUGAACGUCUGAAAGCGAUCUCUACCAUGUCAGCCGGUAUGGAUUACGUCGAUAUAGAUGAGUUCCGGAAGCGUAAAUUCCCGCUCGGGUACACCCCGAUCGUGUUGAACGAUGCCGUAGCCGAUUCCGCCAUCGGACUGAUGAUUGCAGCCGGCCGGCGGUACCACGAGGGACGUCUAGCGAUCGAUCAAUCACAGUGGAAGGGCGGCCCCCAGUGGCUGCUCGGGCAAGACAUCAAGGGCAGUACGGUGGGCAUCAUCGGAAUGGGUGGUAUCGGACAAACGAUCGCGAGGCGGCUGCAGGGCUUCGAGAUUGGUCAGCUGCUGUAUUCGGGCCGCCGUCCAAAACCGGAAGCCGAAGCACUUGGUGCCAAGAUGGUGCCACAGGACGAGCUGUUGCAGGAGAGCGAUUACGUGUUCAUCGCCGUUCCGCUUACUAACGAAACGCGUCACAUGAUAAACGAGACUACGCUCUCCAAAAUGAAGCGCACGGCUGUACUGGUGAACGUGGCACGUGGCGAAAUCGUUGAUCAGCAAGCGCUGGUAGCGGCACUUAAGAAUGGAACGAUCUUUGCUGCUGGAUUGGAUGUAAUGUCGCCCGAACCGCUACCGGCGGACGAUGAGCUGUUGAGUCUUCCAAAUGCAGUUGUCAUUCCACAUCUGGGAUCCGCUACGGUUCAGACACGGAACAAUAUGGCCGAAAUAGCGGCAUUAAACGUGUUGGCAGGAAUAGCCAACACGCCAAUGUUUUCACCUUAUCCGUAUUAAAUUGUUUUAGC